Equus caballus (horse) is the source of this 2742-nucleotide messenger RNA. It is a transcript of the gene CRIPTO, whose product is annotated as cripto, EGF-CFC family member. The record is from RefSeq and is a predicted model, not a curated record. Gene Ontology annotation, molecular function: activin receptor binding; growth factor activity; nodal binding. Gene Ontology annotation, biological process: anterior/posterior pattern specification; blood vessel development; nodal signaling pathway. Gene Ontology annotation, cellular component: extracellular region; cell surface. Lineage: Eukaryota; Metazoa; Chordata; Mammalia; Perissodactyla; Equidae.
AUAGGGACAGAGCGCAUACUCCAGCUUGUUCUCACGGCUCGCAAUGCCAGCCUGCUCCAGCAGUGCCCAUGUGCCAUACAAAAACACUGCCAGUCCCGUGGGUUAUAGUUUGCUGAUCUCAGCCUUAUUGAACAAUAAUGUAUAAAAUAUUUUGCUUUGAUGGAUGUGAUGGCUUUAAAUUACAGCCACAAAUUCCUUGAGAGUCUUCCCUUUAAACAGGUAGAGCUUAAUUCCUCUCGGCUUGAGCAUGGCUGGACUUAGUGACUCACUCCUAAUGAGGGAAUGUGGUGAGUGAUCGUGUGUGACUUCUGAGACUAAGUCCUACCAGGCAUUGCUCUCUCUCGGGUCACUCAUUCUGGGGGAAGUCAGCCACCAUAUCAUGAGGAUGCUCCAGGCCCAGCCCAGCCUUCAGAUGCCUGUGGCCCUGGCCAACGUCUUGACCGCAGCUUUAUGAGAGACCCUGAGCCAGAACCACUCGGCUAAGCCACUCCAGAUUUCUGACCCUCAGCAACCGUGAGAUAAUAAAUGUUUGUUGUUUUAAGCUGUUAUGUGUUGGGGCGACUUGUUAUGCAGCAAUAAAUAACAUUCAGUGGACAGUAAAACAAGAGGCACUUAUAAAAAUCAGCCUUAUUUUAUAGGGACAUCUGGUGUCUAUAUCCAGCUGCUUUCUUCACAUACCCACUUGGAUGUCUCACACACAUCUCAAAGAAGCAUGAUUCCCUCCAAACCUACUCACUGAGAAUCCAUCCGUCUGGGCUGCGUUAAUGCUUUCUGUUUCCUCACUCUGCCACCCGCUAGGCAGAUAUGCAGACACACACACGCUCAUUCACACAUCUAAUUGAUCACCUAAGUCUCAAAGGGCACGUGUUCCUCACCACCAAUCAGUGUCACCUCUGGCCUCAGUUGUACAAAAGCCUCAGAGCUGGGCUCCUGACUUGCCACUCAGCACAACCAAUCCAUGUGCCACACAACCGUGAGUCACUUUCCAACAAGAACUAGAUCACGCUGCCACCUAGCUCAAGUCCUCCAGAGACUUCCCUUUGGAACGAGACGGGGAAGCCAGCUCCUCACAGGGCCCAAUAAGACCCUGGCAGGGUCUGCCCCUGGCCGGCCUCUCCCACUCACCCUGCCGCUCUCCUCCUCAGUGCUUCUCCGCCGGCUCUUCCUCCCACCUCAGACUCUGCACAUGCUGCUCCCUCUGCCUACACGCUCUUCCCGCGUCCAUGUGGCUUCCUCCCACACCCCGUCAGUGUGGCCUCCCGGCCCCCUCAUCUAAGGAGCCGUGGACCGCAGGAAGAUGGAGCGCUUCUCUUGCAGUGUGAUUAUGGUCAUGGCCAUUUCCACAGCGUUUGAACUGGGAUUGGUUGCUGGGUUGGGCCACCAUGAGCUUGCACGUCCGUCCCAGGGAGACCUGGCCUUCAGAGCUGACACCGUUCGGUCCCAGGAGGAGCCUGCAGUUCGUCGGCGGCAGCCUUUCCAGUUUGUGCCAUCCACGGGAAUCCAGGACAGUAAAGAGCUAAACAAAACGUGCUGUCUGAAUGGGGGAACCUGCAUGCUGGGCUCCUUUUGUGCCUGCCCGCCCUCCUUCUAUGGACGGAACUGUGAGCAUGAUUUGCGCAAAGAAAACUGCGGGUCUGUGCCGCACGGCACCUGGCUGCCCAGAAGGUGCUCCAUGUGUAAAUGCUGGCACGGCCGGCUUCGCUGCUUCCCUCAGGCCUUUCUGCCGGGUUGUGAUGGCCAUGUGAUGGAUGAGCACCUCGCAGCUUCCAGGACUCCAGAAUCAACACUGUCUGCGUGCACCACUCUUACCCUAGCUGCCAUCUGCCUUGCCAUACAAAGUUACUGUUAAUCAACAUUUGCAUGCAACAUUUGUCCUUAGAUUUCACGACCAGUAAAGGCUAUCUCUCCAUUGUCCUGAGAGAUGAUCAUUUAUUUGUUGCCGUGAAAUAGGGAAUAGAUUUCCAUAGUGGUGCCUAACAUUUCCUUAAAGUACCAACUACUUUCCUCUGCCCUACUCUCUCCAAAAAACUACUUUAAAAAAAAGUCAGCUGUAUCUGCACUGUGCCUAAGUUCUGUGUAACUCUACCAAGCGCGUUUUAUUAAUAUUUUCCUUUAAACAAUUGAAUUCUGUAUUCAGAUUAUUAAAGGCUAAUCCUGCUGUGGAACAGGAUAAAGUUUUGACUAGAGUGAUCAAAAUCAGUUAAGACAUUAUCUUUCGAAGAAAAGGAAAGGAAACAUCUCUAAGGGACCAAAUAAGAGGGCAGGGGGCAGAUAGUAGAGAUGAGGACAGGAUGCUGGAGUGAUGGAAGUGCGUGUGUACCAGGGAGACCAGGCAGAGAAGAGGAAGCAAAUGGGAGAGACGGACUGGAAAAAAUAAAAAGCGUUGCUUGCCUGAUGAUUAGAUGGGCACAGAGAAGCAAGUAAAAAGCCAAGCUGAAGGGCAAGUUUCUAUCAUCUAUAGAAAACUACAUAAGCCAAGAACACCCCUUUUUUCUCAAGGCAUUAUAAAGAGAAUGAAGUCUUCUUGGAAAAAAAUUCUGUCUAAAUUUCCCCAAGAAGAGUGUUUAAUGAAUUGUUUCCGCCACACUAUGCAAUUAUUUUAACUUUUGUAAAAGAAAAUGUUCACAAUAUAUUUAGUUGUAAACCAAGUGAUAAAACUACAUUGUACAGCCCAUUUUUAAAAUACAUUAUGUGUAUGAAUAUGCCCUGUAUUAGCAGGAAAUAUAUUGACCAAAAUGUGAA